AUGGAAGAGGAGAAUGCGGUGGAGCUUUUGCAACGGUAUCGUCGGGACAGGCGAAUACUUCUGGAUUUUAUACUUGCCGGUAGCUUAAUAAAGAAGGUGAUAAUGCCUCCUGGUGCGGUUACCCUAGAUGAUGUGGAUCUAGACCAAGUCAGUGUUGAUUAUGUGCUCAAUUGUGCUAAGAAAGGUGGAAUGCUUGAACUCUCGGAAGCUAUUAGAGACUACCAUGACCAUACUGGGUUACCCCAGAUGGUUCUGCUGGUGAAUUCUUUUUGGUUACGAAUCCUGAGUUUUUCCGGUUCUCCUCCAAAACGGGCACCACCACCUGUUCCGGACUUCGUGCCACCUCCUGUUCUAACUCCACCUCCUGGUGUCUUUUCAUCUAUUCCUGACCUUGACUCAUCUCCGGUUGCAUCAAGUGUGUCAAAGUCAGAAUCUUUUAACUACACACAAGCUCAAGAACUGACCGUAGACGAUAUUGAAGAUUUCGAGGAUGAUGAUAUUGAUGAGGCUGACAGUCUCCGGAUUUCACGAAGGAUUCGAAACGAUGCUACUGAUCUUUCGCUUGGAUUGUCUUCUUUUAAGACAGGUAUCACAGAAGAUGAUCUCCGUGAAACUGCAUAUGAAGUCCUUUUGGCAUGUGCUGGUGCUGCAGGGUAUACUUUCAUUUUCGGGUCUGAUUGUGCCGUCAAAAGAGAAAAGAAAGACAAAAGGUCCAAGCUGAUGAGGAAACUUGGACGUAGUAGAAAUGAAAAUCCUUUGAGUCAGUCUCAACGAGCACCUGGAUUGGUUGGUUUGUUGGAGACCAUGCGUGUCCAGAUGGAGAUAUCUGAGGCCAUGGACAUCAGAACUAGACAAGGGCUGCUUAAUGCCCUAGCUGGAAAAGUGGGAAAAAGAAUGGAUGCCCUACUGGUUCCUCUGGAACUUCUCUGUUGUAUUUCACGAACAGAAUUUUCUGACAAGAAGGCGUAUAUACGGUGGCAGAAAAGGCAGUUGAAUAUGUUGGAGGAAGGGCUUCUUAAUUUCCCUGCUGUUGGAUUUGGGGAGUCUGGACGGAAGGCCAGUGAGUUUAGGAUUCUUUUAGCAAAAAUUGAAGAAUCUGAGUUUCUUCCACCUUCCACGGGUGAACUCCAACGAACAGAAUGCUUAAGAUCUCUUCGAGAGAUUGCCACUCCACUUGCUGAGAGGCCUGCUCGUGGUGACUUAACUGGUGAAGUAUGUCACUGGGCAGAUGGUUAUCACUUGAACGUUAGACUGUAUGAGAAACUGCUUCUCAGUGUCUUUGAUAUGUUAGAUGAGGGAAAGUUGACUGAGGAAGUGGAAGAAAUACUCGAGCUUGUGAAGUCAACGUGGCGUGUUUUAGGAAUCACGGAGACCAUGCAUUACACCUGCUAUGCAUGGGUCUUAUUCCGUCAGCAUGUUAUUACAAGUGAGCAAGGAGUUUUAAAACAUGCCAUUGAACAGUUAAAGAAAAUACCAUUGAAGGAACAACGGGGACCACAAGAGAGGUUACACUUGAAGAGUUUACAUUGUAGAGUUGAAGGCGAUCAGGGUCACCAAGAUUUAUCUUUCUUACAGUCCUUCUUGUUGCCCAUUCAGAAAUGGGCCGAUAAGCAGUUAGGAGACUACCAUCUGCACUUUUCUGAGGUGCCAGUUGUGAUGGAGAAUGUAGUAGCUGUUGCAAUGAUUGCUCAAAGGCUUCUAUUGGAGGAACCUGAAGCAGCAAUGAUGCAAUAUACAUCCAGCACAGAUCGAGAUCAGAUAGAAUCAUAUAUAUCAUCUUCUAUUAAGAAUGCAUUUACAAGGAGGCAUCCACAAGCAACUUCUGUCUCAGCCUCACUCCUUCAUAGGCUUUAUGGCAACAAGUUGAAACCUUUUCUCGGUGUGGCUGAACAUCUGACCGAGGAUGUAAUAUCUGUAUUUCCAGCAGCUGAUAACCUUGAGCAGUACAUUAUGGAACUUAUUACGUCCAAUUGUGGAGAGGAAACUGCAGAUAUAUACUGUAGGAAACUAGCUCCAUACCAGAUUGGAUCCAUAUCUGGAACAUUGGUGAUGCGUUGGGUCAAUUCGCAACUUGGAAGGAUCUUAGGUUGGGUUGAACGGGCUGUUCAACAAGAGAGGUGGGACCCAAUAUCACCUCAACAGCGGCAUGGGAGUUCAAUAGUUGAAGUAUUUAGGAUUGUGGAGGAGACUGUCGACCAAUUUUUUGAUCUCAAAGUUCCAAUGAGGCCUACAGAAUUGAGUGGUUUGUUUCGUGGAGUUGACAAUGCUUUUCAAGUGUUCGCAAAUCAUGUCAUUGACAAGUUGGCUACCAAGGAAGAUUUAAUUCCACCUGUGCCCAUUCUUACAAGAUACAAGAAGGAAGUUGGAAUAAAGGCUUUUGUAAAGAAGGAACUAUUUGACCCUAGGCUGCCUGAUGAGAGAAGGUCUACUGAAAUUAGUGUUCGAACGACUCCAACACUUUGUGUUCAGUUAAAUACACUUUAUUAUGCAAUCAGUCAGCUGAAUAAGUUGGAAGAUAGCAUGUGGGAGCGAUGGACGAGGAAGAAACCCAGCCAAAAGUUUACCAGAUGGUUUACUCCGUGUUGUAUUAGAUGGAGGCCCAUCACGAAUUUUCUCUUUGGGCGAUGCAAAGCUAUUAGAAGAAGAUUGGAGGUCCUCAAGGAGUUUUUUAUCUCUGGAGGAGAUGGGCUUCCAAGAGGAGUUGUCGAAAAUCAGGUAGCACGUGUUCGAGAUGUAAUAAAGUUGCACAGCUAUGAGACUCGAGAACUGAUCGAGGACUUGAAGUCUUCCAGUGGCCUGGGCGUGCAGGGUGGUAGAAGCAAACUAGGGGCUGAUUCUAAGACUCUUGUGAGAAUCCUAUGUCACAGAGCUGAUUCGGAGGCCUCCCUUUUCCUUAAGAAGCAGUACAAGAUACCAAAGUCUACAGCUUAG
Messenger RNA from Prunus armeniaca (apricot), 2931 nucleotides. NCBI's taxonomy places the organism in Eukaryota, Viridiplantae, Streptophyta, Magnoliopsida, Rosales, Rosaceae. The record is from the annotation of a GenBank genome assembly.